AUGUACCUGAUCACUGUGUUUGGAAACCUGCUCAUCAUCCUGACUGUCAGCUCAGACUCCCACCUUCACACCCCCAUGUAUUUCUUCCUCUCUAACCUGUCCUUUGUAGACAUCUGUUUCGUCUCUACCACUAUCCCAAAGAUGUUGUGGAACAUUCAGACCCAGAGCAAAGUUAUAACCUAUGAAGGCUGCAUCACACAAAUUUAUUUUUUCCUCCUCUCUGCAGUGUUGGACAUCUUCCUCCUGACUGUGAUGGCCUAUGACCGCUUUGUGGCCAUCUGUCACCCACUGCACUAUACAAUCAUCAUGAAUCCCCGGAUCUGUGGACUACUGGUUCUGGUGUCUUGGAUCAUGUUUGUCUCCUUAUUUUUUUCUACAAGCCUAGGAGUGUACUUUAGCUCUGCUGCUACCCAGAGUUCACACUCAAGUGCAGCAGCCUCGGUAAUGUACACAGUGGUCACACCCAUGCUGAAUCCCUUCAUCUACAGUCUGAGAAAUAAAGACAUAAAGGGGGCUCUGAAAAGACUCUUUGUGAUGAGUCCAGCCCCAGCGGAUCCAGGAGUACCCAAGGGAUGA
Cervus elaphus (red deer) is the source of this 576-nucleotide messenger RNA. Its product is annotated as olfactory receptor 7A10-like. Gene Ontology annotation, biological process: G protein-coupled receptor signaling pathway. Gene Ontology annotation, molecular function: olfactory receptor activity; G protein-coupled receptor activity. The record is from RefSeq and is a predicted model, not a curated record. The transcript is spliced from 3 exons. Bases 1 to 576 code for a protein of 191 amino acids. Lineage: Eukaryota; Metazoa; Chordata; Mammalia; Artiodactyla; Cervidae. Gene Ontology annotation, cellular component: membrane.